This is a messenger RNA of Stomoxys calcitrans (stable fly), 5388 nucleotides long. RefSeq names its product G-protein coupled receptor Mth2-like. The record is from RefSeq and is a predicted model, not a curated record. The transcript has 7 exons. Gene Ontology annotation, cellular component: membrane. NCBI's taxonomy places the organism in Eukaryota, Metazoa, Arthropoda, Insecta, Diptera, Muscidae. Bases 21 to 1418 code for a protein of 465 amino acids. Gene Ontology annotation, biological process: cell surface receptor signaling pathway; G protein-coupled receptor signaling pathway. Gene Ontology annotation, molecular function: G protein-coupled receptor activity.
AUGCUUUGAUACCACCAGACAUGUUGGCCACCUACAAUUAUCGCCUUAAGUUCCAAAAUUCUGUACAUGCAACCGAUCUGCAUGUAAGAGGAUGCGUUUGUAGUCAGCGGCGUUACUGUGUUAAACUUUGUUGCAAAAAUAACCACUUUUUCAAUGAAACUUCCUUGCAAUGUCAGAAACUUCCAGAAGACUUUCAAAUGCCCACCGAGAUCGAGAUUAGCAUGGACAACGGUACACAGGACAUGGUGAAAAUAGUACAACACUUCAUUCCGCAAGUUGGGCAACCUUGCGAAAUGUUGGAAAGCCUUUCUUUAAAAACGGAUAAAUGGCAAUUGAAUGAGGACGGACAAUUGCAUAUUCUAAAUGAUAAUUCAAUCCUCGAUGUUGUUAGCUACUGCCUGACACCGUACAAGGCUGAAGGGGCCAAUGAAAGUGUCUUCAUGGCCAUGACGUGCCCUAUACCGAAUGAUACCAGCUUUAGGUUAAAGUUGAAAUCAAUUGGCAUGCUUUUGUCUUUGAUUUUUUUAAUACCCACUUUAUUAGUUUAUUUGAUUUCACCUAAACUCCGUAGGCGACCGACUACGGUAAUUUUUGUUUGCUACAGCAUAUCACUCAUAGGAUGCUAUUCCCUCUUUUGUUUCAUCAACAUUUCCGAAUGGACAUUUGAGUUGUCACCUUGCAGAGCUUUGGGAUUUUCCCUUUACUUUCUUUUUGUUUCCACCUAUACUUGGCUAAAUGUGAUGGGCUUCGACACUUAUGCCAGUCUAACACAAGUUGUCCUUGUCAGGCAGAACAGAAAACGUAUCAUUUGGUAUUGUUUGUAUGGUUGGGGCGUACCAUCUCUGCUGACACUCAUCACGAUGUGGUGCCAAGAUUCUGAAUUGAUUGCUGAUCUCUAUAAGCCCGACAUUGGAGAGGACGUUUGUUGGUUAAAUACCGAGAAAUGGGCAGCUGCAAUGUAUUUCUAUGGCCCCAAUUCAAUUUUGAUGUCGUUAAAUGUUGCUGCAUUUAUCCAAGUAUAUUGGUACAUUCGAAAAAACGGCCAGACACUGAAGGAGAAUUGUGCAACAACGUCCAAUAGCAAUGCCUUAGCUGUUUUCCGCCUUUUCAUCUUAAUGGGCAUAUCAUGGAUUAUGGACAGUGUUUCGUUUUUCUUACGUCACGUUAGUAUUGCGGAACCACUCUUUAUAAUGACGGACUUUUAUAAAUCCAUUCAAGGCCUACUUAUCUUUAUAUUCUUCGUUUUAAAGAAAAGUACACUAAAAUAUCUAUGGAACAGUAUUGUUAAAGUCGUAAACCAUUGCAAACCCACUCCAAGGAAGAAAUAUCUACAAGAUCCGCAGAAACCGAAAGAGAUUCACACAAUGAUUUGGGAUGAGGAUAUGCCCUUGCAGUAUCCUGUAUCUCAUAAGGGAUAGCUCACAAGAAGUGUUACCAAUCCAAGGCACAAUUAUUAAUCAUCGAAUAUCAGUUUUUUGUUUUCCAAAAUAUUCCCCAUUUAGAUCUGUACACCUUUUGCGGGGGUUUGAACCAAUUAUCGAAGCACUGCAUUCUGAACGCAUCAACCGCUUCUUCAGGUGUCGAAAAACGUUGACCUCCCAUUUUAAUUUUUACGUACGGGAUAAAAAGAGGCCAUUCGGUGCCAAGUCAGGACUAUACGGCGGAUGGCUCAUCAAAUCAAUGUUUUGAGUGCUCAAAAAUGCAGUUGUUUGAGCCGAUGUGUGAGAGCUUGCAUUGUCGCGGUGAAGAGGGAUAUCCGCCUUCGGCGGUUGGUUCUCCUGAUUUCUUGUAAGACAACUGGCAAACAAAUGGUUGUGUACCACUCAGAACUGACUGUUCUGCGUUGUUCUAGUGGUACGAUUGGGAUAUGUCCAGUUUUUUGAAAGUUUGCAAGCUUGGAAGUACUUCGUGCGCGAGCAACUUUUGUUGGAUUUGGUCCAUCUUAAAACAACCAUACAAUCGACUGCUGUUUACUUUCAGGCUCAUACGUGUAAACCCACGAUUCAUCACCUGUCACGAUGUUAUAGACGUGUUUCGAAGCACCACGAUGGUAGUCUUGGAGCAUUUCUUUCGACCAAUCGACACGAACCUUUUUUUUGAGCGAUUGGCAAAUUGUGUGGGAUCCAAAGCGAACAAAUUUUUUUGACAGUCAAAUGUUCAUGCAAAAUUGAAUGUAUGCUGGUCCGACUAAUACCUAAGGUUGUCUCAAUCUGACGAUAGGUCGGUCACAUGAAGAGCUCGCAAUAUCAGUUGGCGCACAGCAUCAAUGGUUUUUGGAACAACAAUUGAUUUUGGACAACCUUCACGAAAUUCGUCUUGAAGUGAACUACGACCUUGGUUGAAUUCACCAUAGCAUCGAUCAACACUGGUCCUUGAUGGAGCUUCAUCGCCAAAAAUUGAAUUAAGUUCAUCGAUGCGCUCUUGUUAAGUGCAUGGCAAAAGUUGUAAAAAAUAGUCGCACGAAAAUGUUCAAGUGAUUUAAUUCCAUUUUUUGGGCGAGAUGAAUCUUUGAAGUUACUGUAAACCACACAAAUAGUGCUCAUUUGCCAAAAUGUUCUAAGUACGUAUUACCUCUAAAAUGUCAAGCUUAGCGAUAGAGCUGUCAGUUGGCAGAUUGCAACACAAGGAUUGUACAAUCCCAAAAUAUAAAAGGCAACGCUCGUUGAAGACUCCAUUCACUUCUGCUCGAUAUGACUACCUUAAGCCUUGACUAGGGCUUUGAGUCGGUCAAAAAACUAGUUGCAAUGAAAUCUGCAAAUAUUUUGGCCCAUUCCCAUGCAAUGGCAUCCUACAGGGCAUCCAGAUUGGCAUACUACAGGGUGCAGGGCAUCAUAACUUAGUGCAUUUAUUUGCAUUUGAAGGCCACCGUAGCGCAGAGGUUAACAUGUCCGCCUAUGCCACUGAACGUCUUGUUUCGAAUCCAAGCGAGAAGAUCAGAAACAAUUUUUCAGUGCUUAUUUUCCACUCCUACUGCUGGCGUCAUUUGUGCUAUAUUGGAAGUUUACAAAUUGCUGAGUUGGGAAAUUUAUCUGUUCAGAGUACACGAAUUAAGGUAAUCCACUAAGUUCGUGCAAGCGCAGCCACUCCUCGGCUUAUUCGAGUCUAACUUUCUUUUUGCUUUGGUCUUUGUGAAAAUUGUAAGGCUUUAUCUUGGGCUCCUUUUUCGAUAUACAUUUUCAAAAAGAAUUUGUAUACUCAUCAAUGUCCCCCUCGUCCUUGCGUUUGUAACUCAUCGCAGUUAUAAUCUCGGGCUAGGGUGUACAUGUAUUUGUAUUUUUUGAUUAUUCGAUUAAUUGUUUAUUUGAAACUCCAGGUUCAAAUAACGAUUAAUCGAGUGUACACCCUAUUUCGGAACCAACAAAGUAUCAAAAGUGUGAUCAAAUAUGACCGUUAUUUUAAAUUUUCCAAAUAGUAUUUAUUUAUUCAUCAAUAACUAUGUUGUCUCCCUCAAUUAUCUUUCCAACUAUUGGUUGCGUUUUUCCCAUCUUCGAAACACUUGUGAAUCGCGCUUUUUUGAUACACAAAACUUAAUACCGUUUCUUUGAUCCAUUUUUUGGAACAGUAAAAAAUCGAAAAACACAGAAAACGGCUUACCUUUUUAUCUGUCAAAAACAAACGGGCAAUCCAAAAAAGUUGGUAUAAACAAUAUAUAUAAAAAAACUCACGAAAUUUGAAAAUUUUGUUUCGAUCAGACGUCGUAUGUUGCAUCCUUUUACGGUUUUUUCAGAUCUUUAGCCAUUUGAAUGGCACUACGGUAUCGAUCUCGUUCAAUUCGAGUCUUCACUGGCCGAACCCAUUUUGAUGGAUUAAUGGUGCGAUACAAAACCAGUUGGUUUACUUUGAUGUGUUUGAGUUCGCCGACAAUAGCCGGUUGUGAUUUCCUCGACAUAUGUAACGCAAUAACUUUACUAUGCUUGAACUUCAACAUGAACUUUAUUUUUAAAUAAACACAUGCUUUUAGUGGUGGUUCGUUGACAAUAUUAUGAGUUGUUAAUAAAGAUAAUGCGAUGAGAGUGCCAACAGAAGUCAACCUAAAGAAGAAAGAACAACAAAUUGGGGAAAAUAUUAUUUUCAUACUACUACCGCCAUCUAUACGUCAGGUCAGCUACUAUUAUCGUUUAGCUGUCAUUUCUAGUUUAACGGAUUUGGUAACACUUAAUCUCUGCUACCCUGUACUAAGCUGCAAGGCUAGUGCUUGCAAAAGAUAGCUCGAUAUUGAUAGGUUUAAAGGCCCAUACCCGAAACCAGAUAUAUUUGCUGACUUUUGCAAUGAGGGUCAAAACGAAAGCUUCUUGAGAUUUGAAACCGAAUUUGAUAUCGAGCACAAUUGCAAUAUGGGGUUCAAAUAUAUAUUAUUAUAUGCUGCUAUAUUCUCAGGGUUAAGUGUUUCGAGGACAACCCCACACCCCAAAAUACCCCACAAACAGCAAUUUUUUACUGACCAUCGUAAUAUGGGGCUUUGAUAACCAAUUUUAGGGCCAAGUGUUUGGGGGACGCCUCCCCCACCUCACCACCGAAAACAUCUCUAAAUCGUAUAUCAUGAGAAUAUAGGGCUGAAAUAAAGUCUUUUAAGAAUGGAUUACUUCUAACAUCCGAAUUUCGAGCGAACUCAUAGACCAAUAAAGAUCAUAUGGGAUUCAGAUAAAGGCAUUUCUAUUGUUAUUCUGUUAGUCAAAACUUUUGCCAAACCAGCAAAAAUCAAAGCUUCUUGGAACCGAACAAGGAUCAUCGAGAGACCGGUUAUCGUGGGUGCAAUAUCAGUUUAUAGACUGAUUGCAAAAUUUCAGCCAAAUCGGACAAAAAUUGCGACUUCGAACGACUCAUGAAAUCAAAUCGGGUUUAUAUGUACGCGUUCGACUGCUAUUGUGAUUUCGACAGACGGACAUGACUAGAUCAACUCAGAACGUCGAGACGAUUAAGAAUAUAUAUAAUGGAGUCUUAGACGAAUAUUUCGAAGUGUUACAAACGGAAUGGCUAAAAAACGGAAUGGUAUAAAAAAUUUUCUUGCUUUGGAUCCCACACAAUUUGCCAAUCGUUCAAAAAAAGGCUCGAGUCGAUUGGUUGAGGACUCAAAACAUCGAUUUGAUGAGUCAUUCGCCAUAAAGUCCUGACUUGGCACCGAAUGACUUCUUUUUAUACCCGUACGUAAAACAUGAAUUGAGAGGUCAACGAUUUUCGACACCUGAAAUAGCGGUUGACACGCUCAGAAUGCAUGUUUUGGAGAUACCUCAAUCAGAGUGGCAAAAGUGCUUCGACAGCUGGUUCAAGCGCAUACAAAAGUGUAUAGAUCUUAAUGGGGAACAUUUUGAAAAACAAUAAAGCAAUUUGCGAACGACUUUCCAUAAAUUUUCAAGUCCGCGAAAACUCUAAUUGCUCAUUGCUGCUUGU